This is a messenger RNA of Capsicum annuum, 2122 nucleotides long. Its product is annotated as pentatricopeptide repeat-containing protein At1g80270, mitochondrial. The record is from RefSeq and is a predicted model, not a curated record. The transcript has 3 exons. Gene Ontology annotation, cellular component: mitochondrion. NCBI's taxonomy places the organism in Eukaryota, Viridiplantae, Streptophyta, Magnoliopsida, Solanales, Solanaceae. Gene Ontology annotation, molecular function: protein binding. The coding region runs from base 89 to 1135 and encodes 348 amino acids.
UAGCCAGCUCUGCCCUGGGCACCAUGUGGAAUUAGUCGAGGUGUAUGAAAGUUGGUUCGGACACUGUAGUUACUAAAAAAAGAAAAAGAUGUUCUUUGUGCUUUCCAUUUGUCUGUCUUGGUGGAUAGAGUUACCGGAACUUCUGCUGGUGGGAGGUAGUAGGUACCACGUGGAAUUAGUUGAGUUACAGGUAAGGAAAAAAGGAUUUAUAUCAAGAUCUUCUCGAAUUAGCUGUACGACGAACGAAGUAACUGGUAGAUAUUCAGAAGGACACAGUGAAGACAAUUCAAAUGAAAUAUCGAAUCGAUACCUUUCUUUUAGGGGAUUCUUCAGGACAGCACAUGGUUCUUCCAAAUUGUUCUUGGGAUGUCAAAAUUUCUCUUCUCUGGUUGGCACAAAGAGCGGUAUUGAGAUAGACAGUGACUUGGACGAUGGGUUCUCAGAGCUCGAGGGUCCUACUGUAACCGGGGGGAUGCUAGAGACAAAUGUGGAGACUGAGCUCUUUGUAGAUGAUGUUGAUGGCGAAGAUGUGGAAAUGCCUCACGACAAACUAGAGUUGUCUGAUAGUGAGUCUGAUGCUAGAAAAGCACAAGUGCCCGAGGAAUUGUUAAAAGCUAUUACAACUGCACCGGUUCGAUCUCUUAAUAAAGUUAUGGUUAAUUGGGUUGAAAAGGGAAAUGAUUUGACAAGAGCAGAUAUAACAAUUAUCAUGUUUUAUCUUUGUAAACGACACAUGUAUUGGAGGGCAUUGCAGUUCUCUGAGUGGUUGGAGUUGAAAAAGCAACUUAUAUUUACUGAUAGAGAUUAUGCUUCUCAUGUUGAUUUAAUCGCCAAAGUCCAUAGCGUACAAAAGGCAGAAAGUUAUAUCGAGAAGCUACCGAAGUCUUUCAGAUCUGAAGCUGUUUAUCGAAGUCUAUUGGGCCAUUGUGCUUCUAAAGGUUACACGAAGAAAGCUGAAGAGAUAUUUAACAAAAUGAGGGACCUUGGAUUCCCAGUCACAAGCUUUGCUUGCGGUCACUUGCUCACUCUAUAUAAGCAGACUGAUAAAAAGAAGAUUGCGGAUGUUCUCUUGCUAAUGGAAAAAGAAAACAUACAGCCAACUGAGUUCACUUACCGAAUACGUAUAGAUGCUUAGGGUCAAUCUAAUGAUAUUGCUGGAAUGGAGCAAAUUUUUGAGACCAUGAAGGCUGACGGUAUGGAACCUAAAAUGAUUACAAAAAGCAACAUGGCGAAGCAUUAUAUCUUUGCUGGACUUGUAGAAAAGGCUGAGAAUGUACUCAAACAAAUGGAAGGAGAGAUGCAUUUAGCCUGUUGAUAUUUGCUUCCUCAUUAUGCAGCUCUUAAAAAGGCUGAUGAUGUGCGCAGAAUCUGGCAACUAUGUGAGCCUAAUGCAUGGAUAGUUGAGUGCAUGGCCGCUAUUGAAGCUUUUGGAAACCUGCAUAAAAUCGAGGAAGCAGAAGCUGUCUUCGAUAAGAUGUCAAAAGAAGGAAAAAACAUUACAUCGAAACAUUAUUAUCCUCUACUGAGAAUCUAUGCAAGUCAUAACAUGUUCGCGAAAGGAAAAGAUCUCGUUAAGAGGAUGUCAGAGCGCGGCUGCGCUGUCGGGCCAUUAGCUUGGGAUGGCCUUAUAAGACUUUAUAUUAAAGCAGGAGAAGUAGAGAAAGCAGACUCUUAUCUUGCAAAAAGCUGCAGAACGCAGAUUCGUGAAACCAAAAGUUGUUUCUUAUUUUGCUAUGAUGGAAGAAUAUUCAAAGAGGGGCGACGUUCAUAAUUCCGAGAAGAUAUUUUACCAAAUGAGACAAGCUGGAUAUGUCUGUCGAAUUCGCCAGUUCCAACUUCUUAUUCAAGCCUAUAUCAAUGCCAAAGCUCCUUGUUAUGGAAUUGCUGAGAGAAUGAAAGCUGACGAUGUAUUUCCAAAUAGAACAUUGGCAAACAUGUUGUCUAAAUCUGAUCCAUUUAGGAAGACAGAAACAUCUGAGUUGUUGUUGUAUUGAUGAUAUCUUUUUUCUUGAAGCAAAAGUAGCUCUUGCUUCUCUUUUGUAAUUAUCAAAUUAUGCCUUACUUGCAUGAUGAACACUCCUGACAGAUAUCAUCAAUUUCCUCUCUUUAACUUGUUUUACCA